Messenger RNA from Oppiella nova, 1329 nucleotides. Lineage: Eukaryota; Metazoa; Arthropoda; Arachnida; Sarcoptiformes; Oppiidae. The record is from the annotation of a GenBank genome assembly.
AUGGGUCAUUUUACAAUCCUUGUAAACCUAACAUUAUGUCUGAAAAAUGACGAUCAAAUCAUUGACCUCCCGGGGCUAUCAGAAAAAGCAAAUUUCCGACAAUACUCGGGGUAUAUCGACAUCAGAGACGGCAAACACUACUUCUAUUGGUUCGUCGAGAGCCAGAAAGACCCUGAAAAUUCCCUAUUCGGGGCGCUCGUAGAGAACGGGCCCUUCCGGGUGUCUCCGGACGGCAAACGUGUCGACCAAACCCCGUGGGCCUGGAAUACAGUGGCGAAUGUGGUAUACCUCGAGUCGCCAAUAGGCGUGGGCUUCAGUUAUAGCGACGAUAAACUGUAUAACAGUACUGACGAGUCGACCGCCGAGGAUAACCAUCUGUUCAUCGAAGGGUUCUUUAAGAAGUACCAGUCAUUUAAGGGAAAUCCGUUUUAUAUCGCCGGCGAGAGUUAUGGCGGUAUUUACUGCCCGAUGUUAGCCCAACGUAUACUCCGAUCGAAAUCCGAUAUCAAUCUAAAGGCAUUUCCGACAGACAUCGGGGGGUUGAGGUGGCAGGAGGGCAAUGGUGUUAUUAUUGGCAAUGGAAUCCAGAAUUUGGACAAAUAUCAAGCUCAACCAACUGCCGACUUCCUAUUGGGUCACGGAUUAAUCAAAACGGAUUUAUUUGAGAAAAAGAUUGAAAACUGUUGUCAAUGCAAAUCGGGAGACGUUCAACGCGAAUUAUCAGGCAAAUGCGAUUCAGUGGAAUUAAUCGAGGUACAUCCGGUAAACUACUACAAUAUUUACGACAAAUGUCCGCCACCGACGGCAUACAUUACAAAUUAUAACAACUACUUCGCGCGGAUGUACAGCAGACCACCGAUGAUGUCCUUUAACGCCAAUCACUACGACGACUGUCCCACAUAUAAACACAUCGAUUGGAUAAACACACCGGAAGUACGAAAGGCUCUUCACGUAAGUAUCGAUGACACUCAUAAAUGGGCGGAUUGUACGGACGGCAUAUACCACUAUACAAAACCCACCCCACAAUUCCCAGUUAUCAACGAACUUUUCGAUGUCUAUAAUCUUGAAAAGUUUGUCGCAUUUAACGGCAAUUUUGACACAAUGUGCGACCACAUAACGACCCAGUAUUUUAUCGAUAGUCUGGGUAUUAGUAAAAUGAGUGGCUAUAGACCUUGGUAUAAAUCGGACGGAAGCGUAGCCGGUUAUGUCCAAAACUACAAAAGGGGUGUUACCUGGGUGUUAGUGUUGGCAGCCGGGCAUAUGGUGCCACAGAACCAGCCCGACUCGGCCCUACAGAUGAUUAAAAUGGUUGUCGAUAUUAAAACUUAA